AUGUCGGCACUCAUGCAACAAAAGGAGCUCGCCAUGAGCACCGAUGAGUUGCUCCAAGCUCAGGUGGAGCUCUACCACCACUCUUUCGCCUUCGUCAAAUCACUGGCGCUCAAGGCCGCCACAGACCUAUGCAUCCCGGAUGCCAUCCAGCACCUCGGAGGCGCCGCCACCUUGUCAGACCUCGCCGCCGAAACCGGGAUCCACCCCACGAAGCUCUCCAACCUCCGACGCCUCAUGCGCGUGCUCACCACCUCCGGAGUCUUCUCCGUCACCGGUGAUCAUGCCGGCGCUGUGUACAAGCUCACCCGUGUCUCCCGCCUCCUCGUCGUCGACAGAGCUGGCGGGCGCACCCACCUGUCCCCCGUGGUGUCCGCGUUUGUGAGCCCGUACCCCGUGACCACGCUCUUCAGCAUGCGCGAGUGGUUCACCGACGAGCGGGCGGCGGCCAUGUCGCUGUUCGAGGUGGCGCACGGCUGCACACUGUGGGAGGCUGCGGCAAUGGACGGCACCGCGUUCAACGCUGCCAUGGCCGCCGACAGCCGCUUCACUAUGGAGAACCUCCUCCGGGAGUGCGGCAGUGUGUUCGAAACCGUGAGGGGCUCACUGGUUGACGUCGGUGGCGGCCAUGGCGCCGCUGCUGCGGCCAUCGCGAGAGCGUUCCCACACGUCAAGUGCACCGUGCUGGACCUCCCCCACGUGGUCGCCACGGCUCCUACCGAUGACAAAUUGACCUUCGUUGGCGGUGAUAUGUUUGACAACGUCCCACCAGCUGACGCUGUUCUUCUUAAGUGGGUUUUGCAUGACUGGCAACACGAAGAUUGCGUCAAAAUAUUGCGACGGUGCAAAGAAGCCAUCCCGGCGAGGAACGUGGGAGGAAAGGUGAUAAUCGUGGAUACAGUGAUUGGAUCUGCAGGGUCACAGCAGGGCAUCGCCUCCAAGGAGACUGAGGUUUUGUUCGACGUCUUCAUGAUGGCCGCAGACGGGGUCGAGCGAGAGGAGCACGAAUGGAGCAAGAUUUUCAUUGAAGCCGGAUUCACUGACUACAAGAUUACACCGACGAUGGGGCUUCGUUCAAUCAUUGAACUGUAUCCAUGAUACUAAAGAUCCAUCCUACGAGUCAAGAUUUUAUUUGUGGAAUAUAUUUUACCUUUCUUUUACAAUGAAUGGGAUAUAUGCAUGCAUUCAUGUAUGCAAG
This is a messenger RNA of Triticum aestivum (bread wheat), 1195 nucleotides long. RefSeq names its product acetylserotonin O-methyltransferase 1-like. Lineage: Eukaryota; Viridiplantae; Streptophyta; Magnoliopsida; Poales; Poaceae. The record is from RefSeq and is a predicted model, not a curated record. The transcript is spliced from 2 exons. Gene Ontology annotation, molecular function: O-methyltransferase activity; protein dimerization activity. Bases 1 to 1095 code for a protein of 364 amino acids.